GCCCAUUUCCAAGGACAUGAGGCGGGACUGCUCAGAGCGUUUCGUGCCUGGAGCAGGAACGCAGCAAGAGCGGCAUUGGAGACAAACCGUCAUUGUCAGAGCAAGAGCAUUGUCCCAAAAUAGGUUCUUGGCACCCAGUGUGCAAAAGGCUGAUCACACGCAGUGUGGAGGAGCAGUUGGGAGCAAGAGCAGCAGAAGUGCAGUGGGAGCCUGAGUUGGCGGAGCUGUGGGACAGAGCGCAAUCCACCAUGUACUGGUGGAACAGGGCCUCAAACACCACCAGGAUGCACAUUGAGCUGAACGAGAGCUCCCAGGACUGCCAGCCAAAUGAAGUGCAUGCAUUUAACUUCCCUUUGUCAAAUGCUGGCAAAGAUAAUCCUCAGGGAAGCUUUGACUGUGUCCAGCAAACAGGCUCAACUUACGGAGUGUUGCAAUUCAAACUCCCGACUCAGGCAGAAAAGGCAUCACGAAAUCAAGGUGCAGAGGUUACUGAUGGACCUGAUGGGCCAUUUUCAGGUUUGCAGUUGAACACCAGAAAGGCAGAGUCCAGGGAGCAGCCGGCGUGGAAAGAAAGAAAAACACAGAUCAGAAGAGUCCCACAAAGCACUCCAGAUCCCGUGCCUGAGAGGAAAAGAACAACACCCAUGAACCCUGCAAACAUCUUCCAGAGAAUUUCCAGUGGAGUUUCUGACCGACCAUUCAAGGACAGGGUAAUUCACUUGUUGGCUCUGAAGAAUUACAAGAAGCCAGAGUUGCUUAAUCACUUGCAGAGAGAUGGAGUCAUGCAAAAGGACAGGGAUUCCCUUGAAAUAAUCCUUCAGCAGGUAGCCAACCUGAAUGCAAAGGAUAAUUCCUUCAGUCUGAAGGAACAUUUAUUUAAAGACAUUCAGAAAGAUUGGCCUGGCUACACUGAAGUAGACAGACAGGUUUUGGAGAUAAGACUUUCUAGAAAAUCAGCUUCCUCUCAAAAUGCCACCAGCACCAGCCAUUUGACACCUCAGGGACCUUCUGAUACAGAUGCUCCAUCAAGAACUUCUGAGAAACGGCCUCUGGAUUCCAAUUUCACCUUCCCUGUGGUGAGCAAAAAGCAGAGGAUUGGUCGCCUGGCCAGUCGAGUCCAGCCAGCAGCCGGUGGCCUCAGUCCUGCUUCCUCAACACUGCCUCCCACAGACCUUCCAACUUCUAACACAUCUGAAACUGUCAGCUCCAUUUUCCUCUGCACCUCUGAGGUGCAACAAAAGGAUAUGCCUCAGACUCCUUUUGGAAUCCCAGCACCUGCCCCGAUGCAGGGGGAGUCUCUCAAUACUAGAGAGAAGAAAGAAGACAGAAAGAGGCUGAAAACUUCUCAGCCUUUGGAUUUCACUGAAGGAGUUAAAGAAACUUGCACUGCCUCCACAGACACUGCGUCAUCAAGGGAACAACCAGACGACUCCAUCUGUGGAGCCUUGCAACUCAAUGACCCAGAUUCUGUCCAGGAUAAAGUUACAGUAGGUGGAACAAGCAAUAACGAUGAGAUGACCAGAGAGCGCCUGACCCAGGCAGAAAAGGAGACAUGCAGUCAAAAUACAAAGGUCAUUAAACCCCAUGGACGACUUUUAGGAAGAAAAGCAGAGGUCAGAAGAGUCCCACAAAGCACUCCAGAUGCCGUGCCUGAGAGAAAAAGAACAACACCCAUGAACCCUGAAAAUGUCCACUGCAGUCGUUGCAAUGCUGUGUAUCGCAGACCAUUCAGGGAAAGGGUGAUUCACUUGCUGGCUCUGAGGAAUUACAAGAAGCCAGAGUUACUUAAUCACUUGCAGAGAGAUGGAAUAAUGCAAAAGGACAGGGGUACCCUUGGAAAGAUCCUUCAGCAGGUAGCCAACCUGAAUGCAAAGGAUAAUUCCUUCAGUCUGAAGGAACAUUUAUUUAAAGACAUUCAGAAAGAUUGGCCUGGCUACACUGAAGUAGACAGACAGGUUUUGGAGAUAAGACUUUCUAGAAAAUCAGCUUCCUCUCAAAAUGCCACCAGCACCAGCCAUUUGACACCUCAGGGACCUUCUGAUACAGAUGCUCCAUCAAGAACUUCUGAGAAACGGCCUCUGGAUUCCAAUUUCACCUUCCCUGUGGUGAGCAAAAAGCAGAGGAUUGGUCGCCUGGCCAGUCGAGUCCAGCCAGCAGCCGGUGGCCUCAGUCCUGCUUCCUCAACACUGCCUCCCACAGACCUUCCAACUUCUAACACAUCUGAAACUGUCAGCUCCAUUUUCCUCUGCACCUCUGAGGUGCAACAAAAGGAUAUGCCUCAGACUCCUUUUGAAACUCCAGUGCAUGGGGUUGAAGAAACUUUCACUGUCUCCGCAGACCCUGUGUCAUCAAGGGAACAACCAGACUACUUCAUAAAAUACACAGCUAUAGUGUCCUAUGAACAACGCCAGAGCUACAAGGAUGACUUCAGUGCAGAGUAUGGCGAAUACCAGAAUUUGUUGGCUCAGACAGACAACAUUGCCAAGAAAUUUGGAAAGUUUAAUGAACAACAGAAGUUUGUGACUCAGGGGUCCACAGAACAUCAGAUGCUUUGUUGUCAAGUCCUGACAGAGCAUCAGAAGAUACAACAGUUUAGCCCCACCUACUCUGAAUUGAAGAAGAAAUGUCAGUACCUACACAACAAGCUGUCUCACAUUAAGAGACUAAUCCAAGAAUUUGACGAACAGCAAGAGGAGUCCUGUAACCAGUCGUCUGCUUUGGCCAGGACACAUCUAUGAGCUGUGGCAUAUUUAUUUAGUUCCCCUAGGAUUCUUUAUCUUAAUAUUGAACAUUAGCUUGUUUGUUUAAAACUGAAGAUUAGCUUCUAUAGGAUUAUAUAAGUUAGUAUUGAGCAGUAGGUUGUUUAUUUAAAAAACAAUAUCCAGUUCCUUUAAUAGUAUGUAAGAUAGUU
This is a messenger RNA of Pseudopipra pipra, 2911 nucleotides long. RefSeq names its product elongation factor for RNA polymerase II 2 (gene ELL2). Gene Ontology annotation, cellular component: transcription elongation factor complex. Gene Ontology annotation, molecular function: cis-regulatory region sequence-specific DNA binding. The record is from RefSeq and is a predicted model, not a curated record. Bases 249 to 2738 code for a protein of 829 amino acids. Gene Ontology annotation, biological process: snRNA transcription by RNA polymerase II; positive regulation of transcription elongation by RNA polymerase II; transcription elongation by RNA polymerase II. The transcript is spliced from 19 exons. Lineage: Eukaryota; Metazoa; Chordata; Aves; Passeriformes; Pipridae.